AAGUGGAGGCACCUGAAGAAAAAGCAAAUAAGAUGAAAUCAUUCUUCAUUUAUGCAGUGGGCAACUGGGACGCUGAAUUUUAUGCCAAGGUCAAUGAUGAUGUCUAUGUUAAUCUUGAUGCUCUUGGAGGAGUGCUAACUUCUCAUUUGGACAAGCCCCGUGUUUAUAUUGGUUGUAUGAAAUCAGGCCAAGUUUUCUCUGAGCCGACACAUAAAUGGCUCGAGCCAGACUGGUGAAAAUUUGGCGAUGGAAAAUCUCCUACACAACCAACAGCGCAAAAGUGGUAUUUUUAAACCCAAGGCCACAAACAAGGAACUUCAGAGGCAGCACCUGUACCAGAAGCAAGACCCAUACCACUUUCUGCAGACCACCUAAUAAUAACGAACUCUCUCUGCGACUACCUCUUCGAGUGCAACUACCUGCCGCUACCGGAAUUUGGAUUGCAGGACCACCUUGGCUUGCACUGCCACCACCGAGAUCGUGAGGAAGAAGAGGACUGGCGGCGCCGCUUUCCGGCCUCCGCGCCGGCCGAAGUGCUCGCGGGUCUCAAAAAUCGCAGCGGCUCUCAUGAACCGGAGGAAAGGGAACCCCAGCGGGCCCCACUCCAUUGAAGAACUUGUGAGAGACAGAGAGGAUACUUUCGACAUGCUUCAGGUGAGGUCUAUGUCGUUUCAAAAGCAUUGGCUCAGUUUGUUUCAAUAAACAGAUUUAUUCUGCGUACAUAUGCACACGAUGAUGUAAGCAUUGGAUCAUGGUUUAUUGGGCUUGAUGUACAAUACCUUGAUGAAACAAAGUUUUGCUGCUCCUCCUGGUCCUCAGGUGCAAUUUGUGCAGCAGUAUGACGACUUUCCACUGACAAUUAGAGUGACAGAAGGAUCUAUAGCUAACAGAAACCCGUUACUUCCUCCAUGAUCAUUUUAACCUUAGGUGAUUUUCUGUUAUGAUAAUUUCAACCAGCAGUUGAUUCUUCCACUUGAAUGCGGGGAGCUAUGCCUCUGUGACAACACAUACUUAGAUGCUCCUCAGAAUGUUCAAAGCUUACAGGCAAGACGACACACCGUUCCUUGAAUUGAAGAUGAAUACCACUUCCGGAGAAAGUGAUAACAGAGCAGCCGCAACCGCAACCGCAACCGCAACCGCAGCUGGAGUUGAACUUACCAAAGACAAGAAUGGAAUACCCCUACUCGUUCUUCGAAACAACCGUGGAGCUUCAGCUACGGUUAGUUUGCAAGGAGGCCAGGUUCUUUCUUGGAAAACAGAACGCCGUGAGGAGUUACUCUUUAUAAGUAACAAGGCAAUCUUUAGUCCUCCCAAAGCCGUGCGGGGAGGAAUUCCAAUUUGUUUUCCACAGUUUGGGAAUCGAGGAACUCUGGAGCAACAUGGAUUUGCGAGGAACAAAAUCUGGUUUAUUGAGAAAGAUCCUCCAUCGCUUGCUGGAGAUUUCAAUGGAAAAGUUUAUAUUGACUUGCUUCUCAAACCAUCAGAAGACGAUAUGAAAAUAUGGCCACAUAGAUUCGAGUUUCGCCUAAGGGUCUCUUUGGCCGCAGAUGGAAAUUUGACUUUGACAUCUCGCAUCAGGAAUGUCAAUGGCAAGAAUUUUAGUUUCUCCAUUGCAUAUCAUACAUAUUUUUCCGUCUCAGAUAUCAGUGAAGUGAGGGUAGAAGGGUUGGAAACUCUUGACUAUCUUGACAAUCUGCACCAGAAAGAACGUUUCACGGAACAAGGAGAUGCUUUGACAUUUGAAUCAGAGGUAGACCGGGUCUACCUUGAUUCCAGCAAUACCGUAGCUGUUCUAGACCAUGAAAAGAAGAGAACAUUUGUGAUACGAAAGGAAGGACUUCCAGAUGUUGUUGUUUGGAAUCCUUGGGAAAGAAAAUCCAAGUCCAUAGUAGAUUUAGGGGAUGAAGAGUACAAACAGAUGCUAUGUGUUGAUGGUGCAGCAGUUGAAAAAUCAAUCACCUUGAGACCAGGAGAAGAAUGGACAGGCCGCUUGGAGCUCUCAGUUCUUCCAUGUUCAUGAUCUGCAGUGGAUUUAUAUGCAGACUGAAAACAAAUACUAACAAAAAUAAUACCACUAAGCAUUUUUUUUUAGCAAGUGGUAGUUUGUUUUUUUAGCAAGUGAUAGUUUGGGUAAAUCUAGUAUAAGUCAUAAGCAUGUCUUUAAAUAAAAGGGAUACUUUUCAAAAUAAAAUCCCUUUCCAAUUUCACAUGUAAGUGAUGUACAUGAAAUUGUUAACUUUUGAAAAGUUUAUGGUUAUGAAAAACUUGUUAGUAUGCUUUGUGAUU
This is a messenger RNA of Glycine soja, 2286 nucleotides long. RefSeq names its product putative glucose-6-phosphate 1-epimerase. The transcript has 15 exons. Gene Ontology annotation, biological process: carbohydrate metabolic process. The record is from RefSeq and is a predicted model, not a curated record. Gene Ontology annotation, molecular function: carbohydrate binding; isomerase activity. Lineage: Eukaryota; Viridiplantae; Streptophyta; Magnoliopsida; Fabales; Fabaceae. The coding region runs from base 1016 to 2020 and encodes 334 amino acids.